Molecule: messenger RNA, 1805 nt
Organism: Galendromus occidentalis (western predatory mite)
Lineage: Eukaryota; Metazoa; Arthropoda; Arachnida; Mesostigmata; Phytoseiidae
Gene: Prp3
Product: pre-mRNA processing factor 3
Exons: 7
Coding region: 237-1805 (522 amino acids)
Biological process (GO): mRNA splicing, via spliceosome
Cellular component (GO): U4/U6 x U5 tri-snRNP complex
Source: RefSeq, a predicted model, not a curated record
AUUGCUUUGUUUACAUCGUGAAGCUAUCGUUUUGGAAUAAUAACGUUUUCACUCAAAUCAACCUCGGAACCUGAGUUGCAAGUUGUAGGAACAGCCGGUGACCUCACUGCACGACCGCGAGAGCUUCGAAGCAACCCCAGAGAUUCGGUUUACCGUAAGGGGUCUGCAUUCUUUUCCCAGCACAUCUGUUCCAUCGGGAUCUCAUUUGCUCUCGAUACUCCCCGCAUAAGAACAAUAUGAUAAGGAGAUCUUCCACCAUGGAAGAGACCAUAGCUCCGAAAAUCAUGAAGGAGGGUGCUCCGAGCCCAGCCUUGGAUAUCAAAGCCAUGAUGGAGAACGCUAAGAAACAAAUCGAGCUGAAGAAGAAGCAAUUGUUAGAGACACAAAACAAGACUCAUGUCCCCAGUCCUUCCGUUCAAACCUCUUCCGGUGCCUCGAGUCGUAUCGAGCAACUCAAAGCUCAAAUCGAAGCUCGGGCAGCGAUCAAAGUUCCCGGCUUGGUGGGCCUCCCCUCCGCUCCUGGUCAACCCACCCAACCUCUGGGACCAACGCCGGUCAUUCUCGAUGCUGACGGGAAAACCAGAGAUGCGAUGGGCAGAGAGGUCAAGCUGCCGUCAUUUCAACCUACGUCCCUGGCCAAUAUACGAAAAAUUAAACAAGAAAAGUUCCAGCAAAUAACUUCGGCGGUGAAAGAGGAACCUCAGGACUCUUCUUUCUUCGACCAGCGCUUGGCCUUGAAGCCGUCGGCCCGUUCGAAAAAGGCAUUCAAGUUCGUCGAAAAAGGAAAAUACGAACAGCUGGCGGACAAACUGAGAGCGAAGGCAAAAUUAGAGAAGCUACAAUCAGACAUUACGAGCGUAGCGAAGCGAACCGGGAUUCAAAGCGCCACGACGUUAGCUCUCAUCGUCCCAAAGAAGGAAUUCGUCAAAGGAGAAACUCCAGAAAUCGAAUGGUGGGACAAUCUUCUAGUAGAAUCCUUCGACAAGAUCGACGACGUUCACGGAAUCACGAACCUCGUCGAGCAUCCGAUACAGAUGAAAGCCCCUACUGACUCGAAUAAGCCCGUGGUCCUGCCUGUGUUCCUGACGAAGAAAGAACGCAAGAAACUGCGACGACAGAAUCGACGAGAGGUUCAGAAAGAUAAAAUGGAGCGAGUGCGUCUCGGUCUGGAUCCGCCUCCGGAACCGAAAGUGAAAAUGUCGAACAUGAUGCGGGUACUGGGUCAGCAGCAGGUGCAGGAUCCCACCAAAAUCGAAGCGCAUGUGCGGCAACAGAUGGCGAAACGACAGAAAGCUCACGAAGAGGCUAACGCCGCCCGGAAGCUCACCGACGAACAGAGAAAAGAGAAGAAAACUCGGAAAAUUCAGGAAGACACCUCCUUGGGGGUACACGUAGCUCUCUAUCGAACGUUGAGUUUAGCAUCGCAGUCGAAGCGUUUCAAGGUCGAGACAAACGCGAAGCAGCUCCACAUGACGGGUUGCGUCCUCCUCUUCAAAAAUGUGAAUUUGGUGAUUGUCGAAGGUGGACCCAAGCAGCAGAGCAAGUUCAAGAAAGUCAUGCUGAGUCGAAUCAAAUGGUCCGAGGAUCUGGUUUCGAGGGACGGAACCGAUCAGGGGGAGAAGGUCGAGAAUCAAUGCGUGCUGGUUUGGGAGGGUGCGGUCAAGAAUAGGAAUUUCGGGGAGAUAAAGGUCAAAACAGCUCAGAACGAGAUGCAGGCUCGGGAACUGUUCAAGAAGCACUCUGUGGAGCAGUAUUGGGACCUCGGAUUCAGCACAACAGUUUUGGCUCUCGCAGAAACGAACUAA